AUGCCGGCGGCGGCGGGCGACGGGCUCCUGAGCGAGCCGCCGGCGGUGGCGGGCAGCGGCGGCGGCGGCGGCGGCGGGGGGGAGGCGCGGAAGGCGGCGGCGGGCGCGGAGGGCAGUUUCCUGGCCGCCUGGCUGAGCGCGGCGGCGGCGGCGCCGCGGGAGCGGCUCCGGGACUUCCAGCACACCAAACGGGUCGGCAACUACCUGAUCGGCAGGAAGCUGGGAGAGGGAUCCUUCGCCAAGGUCCGGGAGGGGCUGCAUGUGCUCACCGGAGAGAAGGUGGCAGUGAAAGUAAUUGACAAGAAAAGAGCCAAAAAGGACACCUAUGUCACCAAGAAUCUGCGACGGGAAGGGCAGAUCCAACAAAUGAUCCGCCACCCGAACAUUGCUCAGCUGCUGGAUAUACUGGAAACAGAAAACAGCUACUACCUUGUCAUGGAGCUGUGCCCUGGUGGCAACUUGAUGCACAAGAUCUACGAGAAAAAAAGGCUUGAGGAGCAUGAAGCACGCAAAUAUAUCCGGCAGCUUAUCCUGGCAGUUGAACAUCUUCAUCGGGCAGGAGUGGUUCACAGAGAUUUGAAGAUAGAAAAUCUGUUGCUAGAUGAAGACAACAAUAUCAAGCUUAUUGACUUUGGAUUGAGCAACUGUGCAGGCAUCUUGGGUUAUUCUGAUCCAUUCAGCACCCAGUGUGGGAGCCCAGCAUAUGCAGCGCCUGAACUUCUGGCAAGGAAAAAAUACGGGCCUAAAAUAGACGUUUGGUCCAUUGGCGUGAACAUGUAUGCAAUGUUGACUGGAACAUUACCCUUUACUGUGGAGCCAUUCAGCUUGAGAGCUUUAUACCAGAAAAUGGUAGACAAAGAAAUGAACCCUUUUCCCACCCAGCUCUCCACAGCGGCCAUAAACUUUCUACGAUCUCUACUAGAGCCAGAUCCUGCAAAGAGACCAAACAUCCAGCAGGCACUUGCAAAUCGAUGGCUUAAUGAGAAUUACCCCGGGAGAGCACCUCCCAAUGUCACAUAUCCAAACAGAAUUCACCUUGAGGACCUCAGCCAAAGUGUGCUGCUCCAUAUGACUGAGAAGCUUGGCUACAAGAACAGUGAUGUCAUCAACACUGUGCUCUCGAACAGGGCAAGUCACACCCUUGCCAUCUACUUUCUUCUUAAUAAGAAGCUGGAGCGCUACUUGGCAAGCCUUAGGAAAUCUGAAGGCCAGGACAAUAUUUGCCACAAAACCCAACUAUACCAGAUAGAAAAAUACAAGACAAAUAAAGACUCCUAUGAGGACAAAAAACUCAAAGAACAAGAAAAGAAAGGGGAAAGUCUUCACCGUCAGCUCCCAAAGAAAACAGAGAAAAGUCCAGUUUCAUAUAGACAGCCUUCUUCCUGUCUUAUCUCACAGAUACAGAACACCAAGGCUCUGCUGAAGGACCGGAAAGUCACCAAGGCUGGAGGUUCGGAGAAAGACUCCAGCGUUGGGGUAAGCCCUUUCCACGAACCCCUGGCAACCAAGACAGGCUGUGUCACUUCCAGCUCCCUGGAGUACCUCGAAGUCCAGCAGCCGCCCCCCAGAACCCCUCGGCUCCUCAAGAGGCAGGAGUCCCCACAGCAGGAGCCAGCCCAGAUCGGGGGCCGGGCAAAGGACUCUCCUCUCAUCCUGAAUAUCGUGCACUCCUUCGAGUCAGUCGACAGAGAGGACCAAAUAGACCAGGUUUCCCCCUCUCAUCAGUACAGGAUUUUAGGCUCUCCAAUGAAUUUCCCUUACAAAAGCUCAAGUGAAAGGACACUGUCCCCGCUUUUCCAGCCAGGGAGUACAUCCCCCAUCCAUCCCACCCAAGUCUCUUUCACAUAUGAAGAAAAAGCAUAUCCGACAAAAGAAGAAGCAGUGUCCCCUACUCAGCUGGUUUCCAAUAACCCCUUGGGCAGCCCUAACUGUGUUAAAAGCAGAGGCAGAUUCCCCAUGAUGGGGAUUGGACAGAUGCUGCGGAAGAGGAACCAGACGAUGCAGUCGGCAAGCGACAAGCCACUGGAAGCAAGGAUGCCUCAGCUGCAGCAGAUGAGCCCCACGCAGAUUUCCUUCAAUGCAGCAGAUGCUGUCAGCGGCCAGUGUUAGUCUGACAUCCUGGGAUUUGCACUGCUGUUCUCUGGAACCUAACCUUUUAUACUUUUAACAAGAAGGGAAAGCCACAGGCAUGUUACUAUCACUCUGUAAUACACUACAGUGGUCCAAAGUAGAAAAUCAGAGAUCUGCUCGGAAGGAAAGCGUUGUCCUGUGUACUAAAGCUGAAAUACAGGGGCUCAGCUUGUGCCGUUAAGAAAUAUUAGCAUUUGGCAUCUGACUGUACAGUAAAACAUGUCUUGAAAGAGCUGCAUGAAUAUGUAUUUUUGCCACUUUCUUCUAGAUUGGGAAAGCAGCAAGCAUUGAUGGUUUGAUUCAUCAAGGUAAUUGCGUGGUGCCGUGAAUGCCAGUCCCAUCCAGGGCUUGCAGUAAGACUGUGUGUGCUCCAUCUGCCUGUACCACACAGUACCUCAUACUGCUACAGGCAUUGUUCACGUGGCUAGACAAGUGGAAAAAACUCAAGAUACAACAUCCAAAGUCAACUUGCUAACAAGCACUGCCGAGAGGAUGAAACUGGUAGAAGCCUGAAUAAAGGCACAAGUGAUCUAAACACUCAGAAGAAGCCGAGGUACUGGAAGCCAAAGCAGAUUUUACUGGUAAUUACAUGAAGUAGCUAAUAACAGAAUCAUUUUUUUCCUAAAGAAAAUUAGGAUUUAAUGAUGUCACUCAGAAGAAACAUGAUUAUUUCAAAACAAGUUUCAUCCCACAGAAAUUUGCUGCGCCGGAGUCCUGUUCCUUUCUUAUGGUGGGUCUGCGAGUCGAUGCUUCAAACAGUAAUGCAGAUUGCAACAUUUUGUGUUUGAAUACUCCCGUCACUUCUGAUUUUUGUAGCUGUACUAGUCCCGCACAUGUUAGUCCCCAUUACACCAUUGGACACACCUGAAGGCUUUUCUGAGAGACUGCAGUGAAUUAAAAAGACUAAUAAAUGACACAUGAACCUGUACCGAUGCCAUUUUAUACUGGAAGAUUGGUAAUGCAGUGGUUACCAAAAAUUCUGUAUUGUUGUAAGCGGUGAAGAUUAACUUUCUUAAAAGGCACCAUGUUCUGCAUACCAGUCUUGUUUUUCUAAGUAAAUGUUACAUCUGAGAGCUUGGCAA
This is a messenger RNA of Apus apus (common swift), 3212 nucleotides long. It is a transcript of the gene HUNK, whose product is annotated as hormonally up-regulated Neu-associated kinase. NCBI's taxonomy places the organism in Eukaryota, Metazoa, Chordata, Aves, Apodiformes, Apodidae. Gene Ontology annotation, biological process: protein phosphorylation; intracellular signal transduction. The coding region runs from base 1 to 2109 and encodes 702 amino acids. Gene Ontology annotation, cellular component: cytoplasm. The transcript has 10 exons. The record is from RefSeq and is a predicted model, not a curated record. Gene Ontology annotation, molecular function: protein serine/threonine kinase activity; ATP binding.